AUGGCGCGCCGGUACGAGAUCGAUGAGCUGUUAUGGCUACGCUCAUCGCCUCUUGUCGCAAAACCUCCUGGUCUACCCCCGAUUGAAGAAUGGAUACUGACUGACCCGCAUCGGUAUCUGCUCUUAACAGGCCUCAACCUGACCCAACAACCCAACGCAAACAACAGACGACUCGCGACCCCAAUAACCCAUCUGAGACGACUACGAACCGCAGACCCAGCUUUUUCGAAGCUCGCCAUAUCUCUCGCGGCUCCAAUUCAGGUCAUGAAAUCAAUGCAGAGGACAUUAUUCUCCGGGCCCCCCAAGACCGCCUUUGCGUCGUCUCGAAUUGGCGGAGGGGGUAAAGGGUCUUUUGAUCUGACAGAACGGCCGGUACGAACAGGAGAUUCGGAUGAUAAGGGUGAUCGUUUCAACCUUCGAGACAGACUAUUCAAAGACAAAGAUACUCAGGAAAGAGAAUCUGAGCGGCGAGAUGGAAGAGCAGGUGGACUGAACGGCCGUCGCGGGGAAAGAGAGGACUGGAAUGCUGGCCGUCCUCGCCGAGGAUUUGGACCUGAUGAACAAGACCGUAAACCAAGACGCAACGGAGAAUUUGACCGAUGGGAAAAUCGCGAGAAUCCUCGAGAUCCCAAUACAGAACGAGGCACCCGGGAGCGUGAUGGUCGUUUCCCUGUCCGAAAAGAUGGCCAGCCGGGCCGGGCCAAGUACGAAGGUAGCUGGUUUCGCGAUGAAAAUUCUCACGAGGGCGCUGAUCCUGUCGAUGACGACAAGCCUGCAACAAGAAAUCGCGAAUGGCGUCGCGACCGCCACGGCGCAGACCGCGAUUGGACCCGAGGCGCCAAAAUCGAACAAGAGCCCGAGUGGUUGGAUAGCAACGAUCGAGAUGAACCACGACGAGCACACACACAGGAGGACUUUGAACGUUGGAAGGAGCGCAUGAAGGCUGGUUCCGGCGCUGGUCAAUCAAACCCAAAUCAUGAAGAGAAGAGAGACGCACAUGAUGAACCGAAUGUUGCUUCGCAGAAGACGGAGACUAACCACACCGAUGGAGAGACAUUUAACAACCCUUCGAUGGCCGAUAACUCUAUGGAACGGUUUUUCGGAAUGUUAGGAGACCCGAAGCCCUCCGUUCCCGACGUUGGAACGCCCAUGUCGGCGGACUCAGGGGCCAAGAAGGACUCUUCGGGAGGAAAACUUGGAAAGUCCUCCCGAUUUGCUGGAUUGUUUAGUCCUCCUCCCGAGAGCCCUUCCCAGGCUCCUGAGCCUAACCCCUUCUCCAGGCUCACUGGCGGCACACCCGUCAAUCCCCAGGAUCCCGAUCAAGAAGGCUUCCAGCGCAUUCUGCAGAUGCUGGGUGGAGGUGGAGGUGGAGCAGGCCGAUCUCACAAUGGCACGCCUAACCAAGGGGAGUUGUCUAACCAGCCGCGCCCAAUGAUGCAGCUAGAGCAGCCCCGUAUGCCUCCCAAUAUCGCACCUAGAGAUGCACUUCCACGCCCGGAAUAUAUGGGUGCCCAUGAACUUCCCAUGUCACAGAAUAUUGGGAAAGAACCCCAGUCGCAUGAGCGGGAGCAUCUCCUGCGCCUGAUGCAACAAGUUCGGGUUGGACCUCCGUCGGGAAGCCCAUCGCAGCAGUCACCUCCCAAUGCCGGGCCCCCACCACCCCCGGGUUUGAUGCCAGAGAUGAUGCCCCGUCCUCCCCCGGGAUUGACCAUUCAGAAGGGGCCAAACUUCCUAGACGAUCCGGCCAUUGCGAACAUGCAGCGACCGGAUAGCGACCAACUCCGUCGGCGCGCUGCUAAUGGACCUCCACCAAUGGGCUAUUUUGACGAUGUGCCGUUCCCUCCUCAAGGCGCACAGGGCCCUAUGACACCUGGCGGAUCUCGUCCACCCCAAGGCCAGCCUCCGAUGCCGCUUCAGCGGCCUCCAGGCCUUGACCAUAUGCCCCCUCCCCCGGGUUGGGCUGGUCAACCUCCUCAACAGGGCAAUGGACCUAGUCCAAUGGGCCCCCCUCCUGGUAUUCCCACUCCAGGUCGUGGACCCCCUCCGAACUUUCCACCGGGCAUGAUUCCAAUGCCUCCCCGCGGCCUUCCACCAGGCAUGAUGCCUCCUCCAGGAUAUAUGGGCGGCCCUCCGCCUCCUGGCUUUCCUCCUAUGCCGCCAAAUCCUGAAGCUAUGAUGGGACUCGGACCUGGUCAAGGACCUUUUGGGCCCGGGAAUCCUGGCCCGGGUCUGCAAGGCCCUCCUCCCUCAUCCCGCCAUCUGCUUGAGAUGUUUGGUCAGCCUAAUGGUGGCGACGGUCGCGGUGGCAUGGUCGUACCUGGUCAGUUCAGGUAA
Molecule: messenger RNA, 2334 nt
Organism: Penicillium macrosclerotiorum
Lineage: Eukaryota; Fungi; Ascomycota; Eurotiomycetes; Eurotiales; Aspergillaceae
Exons: 3
Coding region: 1-2334 (777 amino acids)
Source: RefSeq, a predicted model, not a curated record